AUGGAGUACGGAUACUCUUAUGAGGUGGAAGAUGCGCCGCCCACCAAGCCGCCGCCGGAGGACGUCGCUCAGGGGCUGCGCAUCGCCAUUCUGACGCGCCUCCAGCACUACCGCCAGCUCUGGCUUGGCACAACACAUCGCCCACCCCGGACCGGCUCGCCGCCUGACACAUCCCGCGCCCAGCUCCAGAUGAUCCAGUUCGCGCUACUACAGGACAUCCGGAACCUCGCCCGGUUCACGGCGCGCCUGGAGAAGAAGCUCGACCGCAAGAAAUGGAUAAAAUGGAUUGUUAACCCAUUACUACCAAUAUUACUGCACUACCUCUACCUGCAGCUGUACCAACUGCCACAGUUCAGCGCCUUUACGCCCCUGCGCGAGAGGAAUGACCACGGCCAGUACCGGCCCGCCUACUUGACCGUGCUGUCGCUCGUACCUUGGUUCGCCGGCCCGGCGGCCCUCUGGAGGCUGUUUACCUACGAGGAGCAGGUCGACAGGAUGGCGCGGCUGCAGGAGACUCUGGAGAACAUGGAAGAAGAGGUCGAUCGCGGCUUGCCGGUCCGCGAUAUCGGGUUUUUGGAGAUGUCGAAGUGGGAGGAUAUCCGGUGGCAUCCCGAGUUGUUUCCCCUCUAG
This is a messenger RNA of Clonostachys rhizophaga, 630 nucleotides long. The record is from the annotation of a GenBank genome assembly. NCBI's taxonomy places the organism in Eukaryota, Fungi, Ascomycota, Sordariomycetes, Hypocreales, Bionectriaceae.